This is a messenger RNA of Mucor velutinosus, 1047 nucleotides long. RefSeq lists its product as uncharacterized. The transcript is spliced from 6 exons. NCBI's taxonomy places the organism in Eukaryota, Fungi, Mucoromycota, Mucoromycetes, Mucorales, Mucoraceae. The coding region runs from base 1 to 1047 and encodes 348 amino acids. The record is from RefSeq and is a predicted model, not a curated record.
AUGGUUGAAUCUUCAGACGCAAUCAGCAUUGAACUUGGCAUUGUAGGUCCCGAUAUUCUUGAAAUCAUAUCCGAACUGGUGUCGCUUUUCUGCAUUACCGUGUUAGCUACUGCUAUCGGCUCAAAGACAUACGGAGAGACUUUGAGGUCGAUCAAUUACGGUCGGUUCAUGGUCAUUAUGCUCUAUCUGACGUCUUGGGCAUUCGCCUAUACAUCCGCAGUGGUUGUGUCUACCAAUAAUAACAAUAUGACAUCCUGUACAUUGGGCAUGCUUGCUUGUGAUAUUUUUUAUGCUGGCAGUAAGAUUAUCAUUUAUGCAUGGCUGAUUGAGCGUAUCUACUUGGUUACUGCAGUAAAGACAUCCCGCCUCAAGACAAAUUCGUAUCGAAUUCAUCUUACCAUGUUGUGUCCAUAUAUCAUCAUUUUUGCUCUUAUGUUGAUUUACAGAAACAUUUACUUGGAAGCUGAUGGCAAAUGCACUAUUGGCCUACAACUGAUUGCUAGUAUUCCAUUGCUUGUCUAUGAUUUUAUUCUUAAUUUGUACCUUACAUGGCUCUUUAUGGCGCCAUUGAUGAACAUUGGUCUUACCUCAAGGGCAAAUUGGAAGCGGUCUCGCUUAUACAGACUUGCUCGUCGUACUUUGGUAGCAUCCGUCGUAUCUCUUCUCAUCUCCUUUGCAAAUGUGUUAUUUGUGGUUGUAACAAAGGGGCAUCAAAGAGGAUUAGUUUGUCUCACAAUGUGCACUGUGGAUGUAACUAUCAAUGCUGUUACGGUGUAUUGGGUCACAACAAACAAGAAUGGUGGCGGUAAAGAUGCCGAUGGCAAGAACAAGACCAUCUAUACCACAGACCACAUGUCGGCUGAACUCACAUUUGAUGCUGCAGAACCCAAUGACAAUAAGCAUCAACAAGCUAAAUUUGACUUUGCAUCUAUUCAACUGGACAGAGAUAGUAAAUUAAAUCAGGAAGAAGAAGAUAGUGGUGGUGAAGGGAGUAUCAGAUCUACCCAAAUCUCGCAACUGAGCGCAAAGUCUCUGCAUAGUUAUUAA